Messenger RNA from Cheilinus undulatus (humphead wrasse), 3013 nucleotides. It is a transcript of the gene smpd5, whose product is annotated as sphingomyelin phosphodiesterase 5. The transcript is spliced from 8 exons. Lineage: Eukaryota; Metazoa; Chordata; Actinopteri; Labriformes; Labridae. The coding region runs from base 975 to 2735 and encodes 586 amino acids. The record is from RefSeq and is a predicted model, not a curated record. Gene Ontology annotation, biological process: sphingomyelin metabolic process. Gene Ontology annotation, molecular function: sphingomyelin phosphodiesterase activity. Gene Ontology annotation, cellular component: cytoplasm; extracellular region.
UUAUUAAGCGUAAUGCUGUAGUAGCCACGUGGCAUAGUGAUAUAGUGAGGUCCUGUUUCCUAAACUCAAAUAUCCUGUAAAUCAGUUCUGGGUUUUAAAGUUUUUCUAAAUCGUUUAUGAAGUUUAACUGUUAGCUCAGCAUACCUGGCGGCGGUGAUAACGUCAGUACUGACAUCCAUCUCACUUACAUGUAUGACUGUCGCCUGAAUAGACACGACGGCGCAGAAAACUUGCAUUAUUAUUCAUCAACUACACCAACGUGUAUUUCAUAGCUUAGUGGUCUAUUAUGAAUGGGGCUCUCGACGUCUUCGACUUCCUGGUUGUGUGUUUUGAAUGGCGUCUCCUUUUGUCCAGAUUUAUUUCAAUAACCUGCGUGCAACUGACUGACUUUAAAGGGCAAAUUUGCAAUUUAAUGGUAUAAUAUGUGUACUUAUUACAGUUCUGUAAUGAUUUCAAAGUUUUAUAUAUAUUUUAGAAGUAUUUUAUAGUAAUUUUAGUUAUUUGAAGUAAAAUUAUUCAGUACAAGUUUGGAAAAAUAUUGGAGGUUUUAACUUCUGCAACUUUAAGAUGUUAAAUUGCUUUACUUAUGAAUACAAGAAGACACAAAAGUGUUGAGACUGAUUGUUUACCCCAGUCCCAUACUUACUGUGGUAAGGAACACUGUGCACAUGUUGACAGCGGGAUUAUAGGCUGUUUACAUCAUGUUUUCUCCUUGCCUCCUUAAAAGUCAACAUGCUGGAUUGCAUAAUCUUGCAGUAAGCCUGAUCUUCCCUCUUUAUUUGACUGCACUAUCAGUUCAGUUGCAGUUUGCUUCAUGUUUUUCUACCCGGGCUUGUAUGGGCAUGAAAACAAUGUGAGACUAAAAGCCAUGUCCAUUGGAGCCAAUGAAGUAAGGUCUUUGGACAGGGUGGAGGCUUGACCACCAGGUCUUGAUGUGUUUCUUCCUGAUUGUUGCAUAGAAAAGGGGCAGAGGAAUGGCCCUGCAGGAGUCUCCAUUUCCUAAUGCAUUUGUUGAAUGCCUUCACGCAGUGGGAUGGGCUUUCAUCCAGCCAUGUUUCUGGUUUCUCGAUCGCCUCAUUGCCUUGUGCAAGUCCACCACCCUCGAGCAAGCCCAGCGGGUGGAGGAAGAAUGCUACCUCCACCCUCUCAAGGUCGUCUUUGGAUUCCUUCUUUUCUUCAUUCUUUUCCUUGUUUCAGCGCCCUUUGCCUUCCUAGGCUUUCUACUCUGGGCACCACUGCAGGCCUUCCGUAGGCCCUUUUGCUACCAUAAAGAGAUACCCUCCACACCAGAGAGAGAGAUACACAAAGGCUUUGAAUUGGUUGGAAAAGCAUCAUUUGGAUUUGCCACCGCCAACUUGUGUCUCCUGCCUGACAGUCUUGCUCGCUUCAACAAUUUGGGGCAUACCCAGCAAAGAGCAACAGCCAUUGGUCAGCACAUUGUGCAGGGAGUGUGCAGACCUCAUAUUCGCAUCUUUGUUGACUCCCCCAGCAGUUGUGGGACCCUCAGCCCCUCCAACAGCAUAUUCCCCAUUGUUAACCCAUCCACAUAUGGAGCUGUGGAUAGACAGUCACAGCCCCCUGCAGGUAACCAUGGAGACUCAACGGAGGGACACUUUUCAACCCCGAAGACCAACAGUCAUGUGGUUUGUGAACCCUGUGAUGAUACAGAGGAGCCCUCCACAGAGCCGCCUUCCCCCCUUUGUAAUUCCAAUCAGAACUCAAACCAGCAGGGCCGAGCAGGUCACCGCAGUGCCCCUCGAGCUCUGCUUUCUCAGGGUCUCCGCCAGCAGGGAAAUGCACCUUGGGAGGUGUCAUCAUUGUUUCCUGCCAACAUGGACAUUCUGUGCCUAGAGGAAGUGUUUGAUAAGCGGGCAGCACAGAAGCUCAUGAAAGCAUUAAAACCUGUUUUUGGGCACAUACUGUAUGAUGUAGGUGUUUACGCCUGCCAGCCACCAUGCAGCUGUUCCCACUUCAAGUUCUUCAAUAGCGGCCUGUUUGUAGCAAGCCGAUUCCCUGUGCUUGAGGCCGAGUACAACUGGUUUCCCAACAGCCUCGGGGAAGACGCACUGGCUGCCAAGGGCGUCCUGUGUACUAAGGUGCUAAUUGGGAAAAAUCAGAAACAGAAGAGAGUGGUUGGCUAUUUUAACUGCACACAUCUUCAUGCACCAGAAGGUGAAGGAGAAGUUCGCUGUGAGCAGUUAAACAUGGUUAUGAAAUGGAUUGGGGAUUUUCAAGCAGCAAACAGACUGCCUGAUGAGGAAGUUGCUUUUGAUGUGCUGUGUGGAGAUUUCAACUUUGACAACUGCUCGCCUGAUGAUACCCUGGAACAGAAUCACUGUUUGUUUGAGGAAUACAGAGACCCAUGCAGGGCAGGGCCUGGAAAAGAGAAACCCUGGGUCAUAGGCACUCUGCUGGAGCAGCCAACACUCUAUGAAGAUGAAGUAAACACUCCAGAAAGACUACAGAGAGCUCUAGAGAGAGAGGAGCUGAGAAAGCAGUAUAUCUGCCCUCCUGUUCCUGCAGCAGGCUGUCCAUUGGUUUACCCUGAGGCUGACCAGCCAUGGAUCGGACGCCGGAUCGACUACAUUCUGUACCGUGAAAACUCCAUCUCAAAGCACUGUAGAACGGAAAUUGAAGAGGUGACCUUUAUUACGCAGUUGGCUGGCCUCACAGACCAUAUUCCUGUGGGCUUGAGACUGAAUGUAACAAUGGACAGUGAGAGUGUUGCUGAAUAAAGGGCUAAAAUGAACAGGGAUCAUAAGGGAACAGAAAUGUACACUGCUCUGAUCUAUCAUCGAUGUGUCUACUUACAGACUUGAAUUUGUGAUCAGUGAUAAUGUAUUGAACAAUGAUAUGAUACCUCAAGUAUAAUUUUAUUCCAGUUUUAUAAAGUUUACAAUUUUAUACAUAGAGGUGUGUUUCUGACAAGGGUACUGAUUUUGUAAAAUAUAUGUUUGUAGGCUUUUCAUAACAUUUUUUUCCUACAGAAAUAAAUUUUAAAGAGUUAAUUUUA